Molecule: messenger RNA, 1560 nt
Organism: Cyclocybe aegerita
Lineage: Eukaryota; Fungi; Basidiomycota; Agaricomycetes; Agaricales; Hemipholiotaceae
Source: the annotation of a GenBank genome assembly
AUGCCUUCUACGACUGUGUAUCUGUCUCUUCUGGUAGCAGUGGUGUCUGCUGUGCUUUGGAACAAUUCGCGAAAGCGUUCGAGAUUGCCACCCGGCCCCACAGGCCUACCCAUCAUUGGAAAUGUUCUUGAUAUGGCUGUAACGGACGUGCAUGUCGCUGCUCGAAAAUGGUCGGAGGACUAUGGUGACGACGUAAUUUCGGUUGCAACCUUUGGCCACCCCACAAUCAUUCUGAACUCCUCCCAAGCUGUAAAUGACCUUCUUGUCGGCCGUGGCGCCAAUUAUUCAUCACGGCCACAUAUGCCUAUGAUCGUCGACUUAGUAGGGUGGGACUGGACCUUCGCUCUGAUGCCUUACGGGCCUGUAUGGAAGGAGCAUCGCCGAAUCUUCCACAACCAAUUCAAUGCCACUAUCCACGAGCAUCGUCAAAUUCAAGAGCCUGCCGCUGCCGAGCUGCUCCUACUCCUCCUCCGAACGCCUGAACGCUUCCUUGACCACCUAGAACACUACACUGCACGGAUUAUUAUGCAAAGGGUGUACGGAUACACAGAUUUCAAGGACGCGAUGGAAGACUACUUCGUCACGAUUAACAAGCAGGCAUCUGAAUCUACUGCUAUUGCGACGAUGCCUGGCACAUUCUUAGUCGACACUUUUCCCAUUUUGAAAUACGCCCCAGAAUGGAUGCCUGGUGCUGGCUUCAAGACGAUUGCCAAGAAGUGGCGAGCACUCCAGGAGAUAGUCAGAAACAAGCCUUUCAAGAUGGUUCUGGAUCAAAGAGCUACAGGAACCGCCAACCCGUCUUUCGUCAACACUUGUCUUGAGGACCGAAUGAUUGGUGCACCGGAUGCGUUGAGCGAAGAGGCCAUCAAAAACAUCGCCGCUGUUGUAUACGCCGCAGGGAGUGACACGAAUCUCGCUUCUCUUACCGUCUUCGUUCUUUCGAUGAUGAUGCACCCCGAGGUUCAGAAGAAGGCUCAGCAAGAACUCGACUCCGUCCUUGGCGGCGAGCGGCUGCCAACUUUCAACGAUAUCGACCAACUUCCUUAUCUAUGGAACGUCAUGAGAGAGGUCUUCAGAUGGAUUGUCGUCUUCCCAUUCGCCAUCCCCCAUCAGACGAUGAAAGAGGAUGUUUACAAAGGGUAUUACAUUCCUGCUGGAGCAACUGUUAUCGGAAAUUCAUGGGCGAUUCUUCACAAUCCUGCUGUCUACCCUGAUCCUGAGUCAUUCAAGCCAGAGCGGUAUGAAGACAAGAACGUCCCUGAUCCUAUCGAUAACGGCGUCUUUGGAUUUGGGAGAAGGUCAUGCUCAGGAAAGGCGAUGGCUAUCGAUACCGUCUGGAUUGCGAUGGCCACGGUUCUCUCCGCGUACGACAUCUGUAUGCCCGUAGACGAGAACGGAAAGCCCAUCGUCCCAGAAGUUAAAUUCCGCCGAACGACGAUCAAACAUGUAGCUCCUUUCAAAUGCGUGUUCAAAGCGCGCUCUAAGGGCGCUGUCAACCUGAUGAAGCAGGAAGUCGAACGUUUGGUCCGUGAUGGAAGUCUGCCCGCUUUUGUCUUGUAA